Messenger RNA from Triplophysa rosa, 2535 nucleotides. It is a transcript of the gene zdhhc15b, whose product is annotated as zinc finger DHHC-type palmitoyltransferase 15b. Gene Ontology annotation, biological process: protein targeting to membrane; peptidyl-L-cysteine S-palmitoylation; synaptic vesicle maturation. Gene Ontology annotation, molecular function: protein-cysteine S-palmitoyltransferase activity. The coding region runs from base 70 to 1095 and encodes 341 amino acids. NCBI's taxonomy places the organism in Eukaryota, Metazoa, Chordata, Actinopteri, Cypriniformes, Nemacheilidae. The record is from RefSeq and is a predicted model, not a curated record. The transcript is spliced from 12 exons. Gene Ontology annotation, cellular component: Golgi apparatus; endoplasmic reticulum.
GAUCGGCGUUCGGCAGGCGCAGGCUGUUUGGCGGAUGACAGAGCGGGUAAAGAUGGCUUGAGGUUGAUCAUGGCUCUCUCUCGAGGUUUGAGAUGCUGUCAGAGGAUUUUCUCCUGGAUUCCCGUCAUCAUCAUCUCAUGUGUCGUGCUCUGGUCUUAUUACGCGUAUGUCUUUGAGCUGUGUAUUGUUACUCUCCGCAAUAACGUCGAGAGGGCGACCUAUCUGUUGACAUUCCAUAUGUGCUUUAUCAUGUUCUGGUGGACCUAUUGGAAGGCCAUCUUCACACCACCCUCCACACCAUCUAAAAAGUUUCAGCUAUCGUACACGGAUAAGGAAAGAUACGAGUUGGAGGAGAGGCCAGAUGUUCAGAAGCAGAUUCUUGCCGAUAUCGCUAAGAAACUUCCUCUUUUCACACGCGCUCAGUCAGGAGCUAUCAGGUUCUGUGAUCGCUGUCAGGUGUUAAAGCCAGACCGCUGUCACCACUGCUCCGUCUGUGAAACAUGUGUUUUGAAAAUGGAUCAUCACUGUCCAUGGGUGAACAAUUGUGUCGGCUUCUCCAACUACAAGUUCUUCUUGCUCUUCUUGUCUUACUCUAUGCUGUACUGUGUGUUUGUAGCAUCGACAGUGUUUCAGUACUUCAUCAAGUUCUGGGUGGGAGAUCUUCCCAACGCAUCGGCCAAAUUCCACGUGCUGUUCCUGUUGUUUGUGGCUCUCAUGUUUUUUGUCAGUCUCGUGUUUCUGUUUGGUUACCACUGUUGGCUGGUGGCUAAAAACAGAUCCACGUUAGAGGCGUUUUCGGCACCAGUGUUUCAGAACGGUCCUGACAGGAACGGCUUUCAUCUUGGGCUCAGCAGAAACCUCCAGCAGGUGUUUGGGGAAAAUAAAAAGCUCUGGUUUGUGCCAGUGUUCACAAGUGAAGGUGAUGGGCAUUACUUCCCUGUGAGGACCGUGCAUGACUCUGAAAACCCUCUACUGGCCAAUGAGGAGAAAUGGACUGAGGACGGUGGAUCAGACGAGGAGAACGCAGAUCGUGAACUGCUUGUUUCAGAGGAUGAGAAUGUCUCGUCUACAGUCACCAUCACCAAUGAAUCAUAAUCUCUGGAGCGGAUGUGUGUUUGUGUGACACACGACUUGAUCCAGAAUGCACCAGUGCUUCAGUGUGAUGACUGCAUUCCAGCUCCGCAUCAUUCCAGAACAGCAUCUGUAUAUAGACGACAGCGAGCAUUUGUCUCCUAGAACUCAUUGUGAAGAACAUUAACAUAUAUUUCAUAUUUCUGACGAGGAACAGGAACACCACAGGACAGCUGAUGUUGUUGACCUGUUGGACAGUGUUUUAUAACACACCUGACACACACCGCUCACGAGAUUGAACAGUUGGAGGUGUUGUACAGGGCUUUUCGUUGCUGUCUGCUGUGUUUUAUAUCACACAAUGGAGUGAAUUUCAUGAAUGAACAUGUCUGGAUCAUAUCUCAAGGCCAAAAUCAAAAGAAAGAUAAAAGUGAACUUUUAGGACCACUUGAAAAGGUUUUGUGUCGUGGCCUUGCUUUAAUGAGGAAAACAUCCAACCUUCAUUUAUUAUUACAGUAAUGCCAAUAAAUACAGUUAUGAAAUAAAAUAAAUAUUAUUGUGUUGUGAACAUUGAAUACAAAUGUAAUGUAUUUAAAUUGUAGAGUAUUUUUAUAUCAUACCCAGUGUUUGUCAUGCUGGUUUUAAUUGAUAUCAGCAUUUUUUUUUUACAAUGAAUGUUUUUACUUCAGUACAAUGGUUUCUUUUGAUUUUGGGUCCUGGACAUUAUUCAUGCGAUCCAUCCAAUGGUACAGAGAUAGAAACACAGCUGCUUCAGGGUGUGUUGUCACCACUGAAUUUAAGUUUGUUUAUUGAGUUGAGAAGAAAUCCUUUGCAUUUUCCCCACUGUAUUUGCCUGACAGUUUUAUGAAGCUUUUUUAUUUUAAGUCACUCAGACUUUGUCUAUUCCUCUGGUCAAUAGAAAGCAGUCUUGAUUGAUUUCUUUUCUUUGCAUUCUGAUGCAAUAUAAACAUAUUUUGAAUUAUAAAUUGAGAUAUGCAUCUCCACAUUAACCUAUUGUACUGGCAGUGUAUGUUGGCAAUAGCAACAUGCCUAAAGAAGUAAGGCUUAUGUCUUUGUCAUUUUGAAAACAAUCAUUUAAAAUUGGAUAAAUCAUUGUAAAAUGUUUUAAAUGUGAAGCCCACUUAAUGUAAUUAAUAUAAUACAGAACAGUUAAAUAGUGUGUAAUUAGCGAUAUACAACAAUUAUAUUUACUGAACAAUUCAGUACAACAGGAAAGAAAUAUAUAAAACUGAACAGAAUUACAUUAUUUACAUGGUAGCAGGACAGAGAGUCUGUGACAAAGACAAACAUACGUUUCUGUUAGGAUCUACUUUGUGAAACGUACAGUAUAUACAAACAAGGUUUGUGUACCUUGGAUGGAUUUGGUAUUCUGUAAGAUAUUGUCAACAGCAUUAUACUGGUUUAGUGCCUGGAUCAUUAAAAGAAAAGCCAUAACCCCCCCCCCCC